AUGUCGGAACGUAGGGUACUGGUUCUUGACAACGGGGCGUACACCAUUAAAGCCGGAUAUGCCUCGAUUACACAACAACCAAGGUAUCAGUUGACCCAAUUGAUGGAGCUAUUUGAGCCGGUUACCCUCGGCAAAGGAGACAAAAAAACUUACAUAGGAGAUCAAAUAAAUUCUUGCACCGAUUUUUCCGGAUUAUAUUACCGAUUACCUUUUGAAAGAGUUCA
Acaulospora morrowiae is the source of this 224-nucleotide messenger RNA. The record is from the annotation of a GenBank genome assembly. NCBI's taxonomy places the organism in Eukaryota, Fungi, Glomeromycota, Glomeromycetes, Diversisporales, Acaulosporaceae.